AUGAAACUUUUUUUAGCUCUGAAAGAAAAAGCUGAUGCAGCACUUUUUUUGUUCUCUUUCACUGACAGAGGAAGUUUUGAUGACUUACCCAAUCAGAUGAACCGUGUUUUGGAUCAAGAGGACAAAAUCUUGCAAAUAGCUGUGGCCACUAGACUUGAUCAAAUCUUGAACAGCGAUUUCACGGAGCAAGAAAUACGAGAAUUUGAAGAACAGUGGCAAGUUCCUGUUCUAAGAAUUGCCAAUGUCACCGGAAAACGACUAGCUGAUGGUCGAAGUUUGGACGGUCGAGCAGGGGUAAUUGAAGUCGCGCACUUUCUCAACUCUUUGGCCGAGCUGCUAUGGCAACGAGAUCAGGUGACCGUAUCUUCGGGUGCACGACGAGUCUCUCGACAUUCUACUGGAUCACGGUCCUCUGCGGAGUUCAAGAUUUAUAUUUGACUUGUGAUACCCAGAACUGCUUCGUUUGUAACACUACACUACGGGGUAGAUGGUGACACAAGCUUUGUUUCGAGUGCAAGUUAUUAUAAAGAACAGAAUUGGUGCUUUGAGGUUCAAAACGCUGAGUAAACGGACUACAGCUGUUUUUCGUCGACCAUGUCACUGCGAUGUAGUUGUGUUGCUUCAUGACCGCAUGUGGAACUAGCGAGGGACCCGGCGGAUGGUCUUUUCGUUUUUCACGAUAUAUACCACGUUGAAAAUAUGCGACGGUCGCCAAGAGCGAAAAAAUACGUAAAUCUACGGCAAGCGCGGGAAAAUACAGAUUGGUGGCAAGUGGGCGAGUGGUUUUGAUUUUCCAUCGUAUUUGCUGCCGCCGAGUUUAACAAAAGAACCUACUGAAUGGCUUACUCAGUACACAAGAAAAGCUACAACCUAGCAACCCUCGAACUUUGAUUCAGGGUCACCUUCCUUGACUUUUAC
Messenger RNA from Orbicella faveolata, 918 nucleotides. RefSeq names its product ciliogenesis and planar polarity effector 2-like. Lineage: Eukaryota; Metazoa; Cnidaria; Anthozoa; Scleractinia; Merulinidae. Gene Ontology annotation, molecular function: GTPase activity. The record is from RefSeq and is a predicted model, not a curated record.